UGGCCCAAAGCAGAACCAACACCAUGACCGUAGUGACUCGAGAGAAAUGAUAGGUGGCCCAAAGCAGAACCAACACCAUGACCGUAGUGACUCGAGAGAAGUGAUAGGUGGCCCAAAGCAGAACCAACCCCAUGACCACAGUGACUCGAGAGAAAUGAUACAUGGUCCACAGCAGAACAAAAACAAUGACCAUUCUGGCUCAGACAGAAACCCAGCGGUGACAAUUGUCCCUUCAAUGAACCCUGUAACUGUAUCAGCUGUGAGGCCAGCACACAACGGUCAGGUCUGCAGCACGUGGGGGGACUACCACUUCAAGACAUUCGAUGGUGACGUUUUUCAGCUUCCUUCCAGCUGCAAUUACAUUCUGACAUCACACUGCAAGGGCACCUUUGAGGACUUUAACAUCCAGAUGAGGCGCCAGGUGGUGGAAGACCAGCCCACCAUCAGUAAAAUCACCAUGAAGCUGGACGGCACGGUGGUGGUACUCUCCAAAGAAUCCAUCAAAGUCAAUGAGGAGACGGCUCUGCUGCCAUUCAGUAAGAAUGGAGUUCUCAUUGAAAGGAGUGUUUCAUAUGUGACGAUCACAGCUAAGCUGGGGCUGACUUUCAGAUGGAACAAAGAAGACUCCCUUCUGGUGGAGAUUGACACCAAAUAUAGGAACCAGACCUGUGGGCUCUGUGGAGACUUCAAUGGGGUCCAGCUCUAUGAUGAGUUCAUUAAAGAUGACACGCAUUUAACUCCAAGCAAUUUUGGAAAUUUCUGGAAGAUGGAUGCGCCCACAGAAAUCUGUGAAGAAUUCACAAAGCCAACUAAGAACUGUGAUGAUUUGACAUCCAAGUGUGAAGAGCUGCUCUCCAGUCCCGCCUUCAGCAACUGUAAAGACUUGGUCCCCACUGACUCCUUCAUCAAGGCCUGUGUGGCAGACAUGUGCCAGUGUGAUAGCAACAGCACCUCCUGUCUGUGCAACACCAUGUCAGAAUAUUCCCGCCAGUGUGUGCACGCUGGGGGGACACCUCGGCAGUGGAGAACGGCCCAGUUCUGCGCCAAGUCGUGUCCCUUCAACAUGGAGUAUCAGGAAUGUGGCAUUCCUUGCCUCGACACGUGUUCCAACCCAGAGAGAGGCCAGCUGUGCGAAGACCACUGCACUGACGGCUGCUUCUGCCCACCUGGCACCGUUGUCGAUGACAUCAGUCACAGUGGCUGUAUCCCAGUGCAGAAAUGUCCUUGCAGUCACAACGGAAAGGCAUACAGUCCCGGAGAGUCUUACACAAGCCACUGUAGAGAAUGCACCUGCUCUGGAGGCCAGUGGAGCUGCCAGGAUGAAGACUGUCCUCAAACCUGUUCUGUGGAAGGAGGCUCACACAUCACCACAUACGAUGGAAAGAGAUACAGCUUCCACGGAGACUGUUCCUACGUCCUCUCCAAGGUCUGUCAAUCCAAUGGCACAGAUUUCACAGUCCUGGGGGACCUUGUCAAGUGUGGCCUGUCGGACACUGAAACCUGCCUCAAGAGUGUAACGCUGGCCAUCUCUGGGGAUACCACUGUAAUAAAAAUUCUAGACACUGGAAAGGUAUUUGUCAAUGGAAUCCUCUCUCAGCUUCCUCUUGUGACUGAUGGGGCAGCCAUCUUCAUGCCAUCUACCUUCUACAUCAUGGUCCAUACCCGUUUUGGACUGCAGGUACAGGUGCAGCUGACCCCUGUGAUGCAAGUGUACAUAACAGCAGUGCCAAACCACAAGGGGAAGACAACUGGCCUCUGUGGAAAUUUCAACAAUGUCCAAGCUGAUGACUUCAAGGCUGAGAGUGGAAUGAUCGAGGGAACAGCAGCAGGUUUUGCUAACACAUGGAAAUAUAAAGCUACGUGCCCUGAUGUGAGCAGCAGCUUCGAAAACCCCUGCAGUCUCAGUGUGGAGAAUGAGAAAUAUGCUGGGCAUUGGUGCUCUCUGCUGUCGGACCCCAAUGGAGUGUUUCGCCCCUGCCACUCUACAGUCAGCCCAGAUACCUACAUAACGACCUGCAUGUAUGACAGCUGUAACUGUGAGAAGAGUGAGGACUGCAUGUGUGCUGCCAUAUCCUCCUAUGUUUAUGCCUGUGCUGCUCGGGGCGUCCACCUGUCUGGCUGGAGAGACACUAUGUGUGGAAAGUACUCCUCCAACUGCCCCAGAACUAUGGUCUACAGUUAUAACAUGACUACCUGUGGCCGUACCUGUCGCUGCCGCACUGAGCCUGACUACACCUGCCAAGUGAGCUUCACACCGGUGGAUGGCUGCAGCUGUGCAGAAGGGACCUUCAUGAAUGAAGGGGUCGAAUGUGUUCCCCCUACAAGCUGUCCCUGUUACUUCAAAGGCUCAGUGGUGCCCAACAGACAGAUAAUAAAGAAGGAAGGAGCCAUAUGCACUUGCAAUCAAGGGGAACUAAGUUGCAUUGGCCAAAUCAAGGAACCCGAAUGUAAUGAACCAAUGGUGUUCUUCAACUGCUCCAGUGCUAGUCCAGGAGCCAAGGGCUCUGAGUGCCAGAAAAGCUGCCAGACGCUGGACAUAAACUGUAUCAGCACAGAGUGUGUUUCAGGCUGUGUAUGCCCAUCUGGGCUUGUGUCUGAUGGGAAUGGAGGCUGCAUAGAGGAAGAUCUCUGUCCCUGUGUUCACAACGGCAUAACAUACCAACCUGGAGAGAAAAUCCAAGAUUACUGCAACACCUGCACUUGUAAGGACAGAAAAUGGGACUGUACAGAUAACGUAUGCCACGGCACCUGUGCCAUUUAUGGCGAUGGCCAUUACAUUACUUUUGAUGGAAAAAGGUUCACCUUCAACGGGGGCUGUGAAUACACGCUUACUCAGGACUACUGCAGCAAUAACAACGGCACCUUCCGAGUCAUCACCGAGAACAUCCCAUGCGGCACCACUGGUACAACUUGCUCUAAGGCCAUCAAGCUCUUCCUAGGGAACAAUGAGCUCAUAUUGACAGAUGGAAACUACCAAGUUAUCCAGAGAGAUAAUAGUGUAGAAGUGCCCUACCAAAUCCAUGUCAUGGGAAAUUACCUGGUUAUUGAAGCCAGCAAUGGCCUCAUCCUCAUGUGGGACAAGAAGACCAGCAUGUUCAUCAAACUAAGUCCAACAUUUAAGGGCCAAGUCUGUGGUCUGUGUGGAAAUUACGAUGGCAAUGAAAACAACGACUUCACUACAAGAAGCCAAGCAGUGGUUGUUGAUGCUGUGGAAUUUGGAAACAGCUGGAAAGUCUCUCCAACUUGCCCUGAUGUUGGAAUUUUGAAAGACCCCUGCACUUUCAACCCAUACAGACAGUCCUGGUCCCAGAAACAGUGCAGCAUCAUUCAGAGCGUAGUGUUCAAUGAUUGUCACUCUCAGGUGGACCCUACCCCAUACUAUGAUGCCUGUGUGAGAGACUCUUGUGCAUGUGACAGUGGAGGAGACUGCGAGUGUUUCUGCACAGCUGUGGCUGCAUAUGCAAAGGCCUGCAAUGAGGCUGGGGUCUGUGUGGCCUGGAGGACCCCACAAAUCUGCCCUCUAUUCUGUGACUUCUACAACCCUCCUGGUGAAUGUGAGUGGCACUACAAGCCAUGUGGUGCUCCCUGUAUGAAGACCUGCAGAAACCCCAUGGGAAAGUGCUCCAGUCGGAUUCCAGGCCUGGAAGGUUGCUACCCACAAUGCCCACCUGCCAAGCCCUUCAUGGAUGAGGCCUCAAUGAAGUGUGUAGAGAGAGAAAAGUGCGGCUGUUACGACGAAGAAGGAAAUCAUUAUAAUAAUGAAGACACCGUUCCUUCAACACAGAACUGUCAGAAAUGCACAUGCUCUUCAUCAGAGAUCAAAUGCAACUAUGAGGCACAAGCUUGUUAUUGUGUUUAUAUGGGAAACAAAUAUCCCUAUGGUACCACCAUCUACAACACCACAGAUGGCGAUGGGAGCUGCAUCACUGCUGUUUGUGGGAUUGAUGGCAAUAUUACACGGGACAUUAACAGUUAUCCCGAGCCUGGAAUGGAUGGAGGAGACUAUGAGACAAUAGAAGAUAUAAUGAAAUCUGGACCAAAGGAUUGCAGUAUUAUCAGCGAGAUUGAAUGCAGAGCAAAAGAAUACCAAGACAUUGCAAUCGCAGAUUUGGGCCAGGCUGUUCAGUGCAAUACUUCAGUCGGCUUAAUUUGCAACAAUAAGGAUCAAGACCCGCCCACGUGUUAUAAUUAUGAGGUAAGAGUGAAAUGCUGUCGAAACAAAUGUUCUACUGUCAGCAGAACCACCACUAUGCCAGUAACAUCUCAGGGCCAAUCUACCACUGCUGGGACCAAAGCACAAUCCACUCCAAGUCCAACACCUACAACCUCUUCCACAACUGCAAUCGUCGAACCCACAUCUUCAGUACCUCCAGGAACACCAGAAAUCACGGAAACCACUGCUCCACCUUCUACCUCUAUCACUUUCACAACAUCUGCACCAUCUACUGUAACUGAGACAACACCCGUGCCGACAGGUCCAACAGAGUUCAGCACAACUUCAGCACAAACAUCAACAGAGUCCACAACCUCUUCCACAACUGCAAUCGUCGAACCCACAUCUUCAGUACCUCCAGGAACACCAGAAAUCACGGAAACCACUGCUCCACCUUCUACCUCUAUCACUUUCACAACAGGGGUCUCAACAUCUGCACCAUCUACUGUUACUGAGACAACACCCGUGCCGACAGGUCCAACAGAGUUCAGCACAACUUCAGCACAAACAUCAACAGAGUCCACAACCUCUUCCACAACUGCAAUCGUCGAACCCACAUCUUCAGUACCUCCAGGAACACCAGAAAUCACGGAAACCACUGCUCCACCUUCUACCUCUAUCACUUUCACAACAGGGGUCUCAACAUCUGCACCAUCUACUGUUACUGAGACAACACCUGUGCCGACCGGUCCAACAGAGUUCAGCACAACUUCAGCACAAACAUCAACAGAGUCCACAACCGCUUCCACAACUGCAAUCGUCGAACCCACUACUUCAGUACCUCCAGGAACACCGGAAAUCACGGAAACCACUGCUCCGCCUUCUACCUCUAUCACUUUCACAACAUCUGCACCAUCUACUGUAACUGAGACAACACCCGUGCCAACUGGUCCAACAGAGUUCAGCACAACUUCAGCACAAACAUCAACAGAGUCCACAACUUCUUCCACAACUGCAAUCGUCGAACCCACUACUUCACAGAACCACCACUAUGCCAGUAACAUCUCAGGGCCAAUCUACCACUGCUGGGACCAAAGCACAAUCCACUCCAAGUCCAACACCUACAACCUCUUCCACAACUGCAAUCGUCGAACCCACAUCUUCAGUACCUCCAGGAACACCAGAAAUCACGGAAACCACUGCUCCGCCUUCUACCUCUAUCACUUUCACAACAGGGGUCUCAACAUCUGCACCAUCUACUACAACACCCGUGCCGACAGGUCCAACAGAGUUCAGCACAACUUCAGCACAAACAUCAACAGAGUCCACAACCUCUUCCACAACUGCAAUCGUCGAACCCACAUCUUCAGUACCUCCAGGAACACCAGAAAUCACGGAAACCACUGCUCCGCCUUCUACCUCUAUCACUUUCACAACAGGGAUCUCAGCAUCUGCACCUUCUACUGUCACAAGUUCAUCACCUCCUCUACCAGUAACAACUACCAUUUCUACAACCCUUACUUCCUCAAGUUUCCCAGCAACAUCAGUGCCAACAACUCCAGCAGUAUCCACUUCCAGUCCUACAGAAACAGAUCACUAAUAUACAAUGAAACUGAUGGAGAUGGAUGGUGUUUCAUGGCUUACUGCAGUGCAGAAUGUGAAGUAAAUAAACAGCCAAGGCCUUGUUAUACCUCUCCUUCACCACCUUUGCUUUCAUCCACUGAGAAACCAAAGACAAUGGAGACUACUAUUUUCACUACUAGCAUAACAAUGCCUGCAAAAACUUCAGAAUCCUCAACAGCUACAAGUAUAAGCCAUAAAACUACAAGUUUUAGCCCAAAUUGUGAAAAUCUUAGUCCUCCAAGAAAGAAUGGUGAAACAUGGAAUUCUGGAAACUGCACUAUAAAAACUUGUGUCAAUGGUUCCACGACAUCAAACCCAGUGCCAUGUGCACCCGCAAAACCACCUGUAUGUGAAAAUGGCCGGCCUCCAGUAAAGGUGUAUGAUGAGUCUGGAUGCUGUUUCCAAUAUCAAUGUCAAUGUGAAUGCUAUGGAUGGGGUGACCCCCACAUUGUGACAUUUGAUGGAACAUACUACAGUUUUCAAGAAAACUGCACCUAUGUUUUAGUGAAGGAGAUUAAUCCAGUGUACAACUUCAAGGUCUUAAUUGAUAAUGUCUACUGUGGUGCUCAGGAUGGGGUGUCAUGUCCACAUUCUUUGAUUGUACAAUACAAUUCUUAUGAGGUCAUUUUUGUCCAGAGCAUUCAUGACACCACAACAGUUUUGGCAUAUGUCAACAAAAAGCAGAUUUUCCCAGCAUACUCCAAUGCAGAUUUCCUCAUUACAAACAGCGGGAUUCAGAUGACAAUGGUAAUCCCUAAAAUCAAUGCUCAAGUAAUGUUCAGUGGAAUGCUGUUCAAGAUAAAUUUGCCAUAUUCCCAAUUUCACGGUAACACUGAGGGACAUUGUGGUACUUGUGACAAUACACAAAAAAAUGACUGUAGGCUUCCUGAUGGUAGAAUCCAUCCUUCGUGUUCUGAAAUGGCCAAAUAUUGGUCUACCCCUGACAAGAACAAACCAUACUGUGGGCCUUCACCUACAGUAAAACCUGGUCCACUGACAACUAAAAGUCCAGCCACUACAACCACAGUCAUGUGCAAACCAAAAAUCUGUGACUUCCUGUAUGACAAAGUCUUUGAAGAGUGUCACAAAACGUUCUCAGCAGAAGCCUUCCAUAAAGCCUGCAAAUUUGAUGUCUGCAACAUGCCCAACCCAGAUAUAGCCUGUCACAGCUUUGAAAUGUAUGCUAUCGUGUGUGCCAGUUCAGGAAUGUGUAUCGACUGGAGAAAAGCCACGAAUGGCACCUGUGAAUACAAAUGUCCUGACACUAAGGUUUACCAACCAUGUGGCCCUGCUAUAGAACCAACCUGCAGCACCAGAUACAACAAAAAGUACCAGAAUAUUCCUCAGAUACAGCAAGUAAGCAGUAAUGCAACUAAAGAGGGAUGUUUCUGCCCCGAAGGGAAAGUCUUGUUCAAUUCAUUUUCUGACACCUGCGUCACUUCAUGUGGCUGCACUGGACCUGAUGGCAUGCCCAGAAUGCCUGGUGAGACAUGGAUGAGUGACUGUCUGAAAUGCGAAUGUGAACCUGACUCCAUGAGUGUCCAGUGCUAUUCCCCAGAGUGUCCACCCCCUGAUAAUGUCACUUGUGCCGAGGAGGGGCAGUUAAACAUGACCUGGUCAUCUCCCCAAGACCACUGCGUAAAGUACAACUGUAAGAAAAUUGAGGACCAGCCAAUAAUAGUACAAGAGAAAAUUGUUUGCCCUCUAUUUGAUGCCACAAAUUGUAUACCUGGCACUGAGAAAAGUGAUGCAAAUGGCUGUUGCCAAACAUGCACUCCAGCUCAAAACUGCAAUGUCCAUAAGAACAGCACUUACCUGAGCCGGGAUGGUUGUCGAUCCAUAUCACCAGUGGAAAUCACUUCCUGCGAAGGUUCCUGUGUCACCUCCUCCAUGUACUCUGCAAAAGCCAGUGCCAUGAUGCACUCAUGUUCCUGUUGUCAGGAGAUGUCCACCAGCAUGAGAGAGGUGAAGAUGAAAUGUCCUAAUGGGAUAACAGUCACACACUCCUAUGUCUACAUUGAAACGUGUGGUUGCUAUGUCAAAGAGUGUGAAAAUAAAAACUAA
Molecule: messenger RNA, 7840 nt
Organism: Scleropages formosus (Asian bonytongue)
Lineage: Eukaryota; Metazoa; Chordata; Actinopteri; Osteoglossiformes; Osteoglossidae
Product: mucin-5AC-like
Exons: 47
Coding region: 47-7840 (2597 amino acids)
Cellular component (GO): extracellular matrix
Molecular function (GO): protein binding
Source: RefSeq, a predicted model, not a curated record